Arabidopsis arenosa is the source of this 2151-nucleotide messenger RNA. NCBI's taxonomy places the organism in Eukaryota, Viridiplantae, Streptophyta, Magnoliopsida, Brassicales, Brassicaceae. The record is from the annotation of a GenBank genome assembly.
AGAAUUAGCCAGGGAUGUGCUUGCAUUUCCUGUUUCGAAUGUUUCAUCGGAAUCUGUUUUAGCACUGGAGAUCGCAUCUUAGACCCAUAUAGGAGUUCACUAACUCCUUUUAUUGCAGAAUUGGCUUAAAACAUCAUCUUAUUAUUGUGAUGCAUGUGUUGACAUUGGGAAAAUGCUAGAAGAACCUGAAUAUAUGGAGUCUUUACACGAAGAUCCAGUAAUAGCUGAAUUUAUGUGGAAAAAUGGAUGGUAAUAUGAAUUUCAAGAACAACAAUUUGGGGAAUGAGCCACCAGGAGAUGGUGGUGGAGGGUUGACUAGACCAGGGUUGACUAGACAAGGUUCGAUAUACUCGUUGACGUUUGAUGAGUUUCAGAGCAGUUUAGGGAAAGAUUUUGGGUCAAUGAACAUGGAUGAGUUGUUAAAGAACAUAUGGAGUGCUGAAGAAACUCAAGCCAUGGCUAGUGGUAUGGUUCCUGUUGUUGGUGGAGGACAAGAGGGUUUGCAGUUGCAGAGGCAAGGCUCGUUGACUCUGCCUCGAACGCUUAGUCAGAAGACGGUUGAUCAAGUUUGGAAAGAUCUAUCUAAAGUUGGAAAUAGUGGAGGAGGAGGAACAAACUUUUCUCAGGUGGUUCAGGCUCAGAAUCAGAGUCAGAGUCAGAGGCAGCAAACAUUAGGUGAAGUAACUUUGGAGGAGUUUUUGGUCCGUGCGGGUGUUGUGAGAGAGGAAGCUCAGAUUGCUGCAAAAGCUCAGAUUACUGAGAACAACAAAGGCGGUUACUUUGGUAAUAAUGCUAACACGGGUUUCUCUGUCGAGUUUCAGCAGCCUUCUCCACGAGUUGUUGCUGCUGGUGUAAUGGGAAAUCUUGGUGCAGAGACUGCCAAUCAUUUACAGGUUCAAGGUUCUAGUUUGCCUUUGAAUGUAAAUGGAGCUAGAUCAACAUACCAGCAACCGCAACAGCAACAGCCAAUCAUGCCUAAGCAGCCUGGUUUUGGUUAUGGAACACAAAUUGGUCAGCUUAAUAGUCCUGGGAUAAGAGGUGGGGGUCUUAUGGGACUUGGAGAUCAGUCUUUAACGAACAAUAUGGGCUUGGUCCAAGGUGCUGCUACUGCAAUUCCUGGAGCUUUGGGCGUUGGUGCUGUAUCUCCUGUUACACCAUUGUCAUCAGAAGGGAUAGGGAAGAGUAAUGGUGAUUCUUCAUCGCUCUCUCCGUCUCCGUACAUGUUUAAUGGUGGUGUGAGGGGUAGAAAGAGUGGCACUGUGGAGAAAGUUGUUGAGAGAAGGCAAAGGAGAAUGAUAAAGAACCGAGAAUCAGCUGCAAGGUCACGGGCCAGGAAACAGGCUUACACUGUGGAGCUUGAAGCUGAAGUCGCAAAGUUAAAGGAAGAGAAUGACGAGUUACAACGAAAGCAGGCAAGGAUCAUGGAAAUGCAAAAGAAUCAGGAGAUGGAGAUGAGGAAUCUUCUGCAAGGAGGUCCAAAGAAAAAGCUGAGGAGGACAGAGUCAGGACCUUGAAAUCAAAGAGAAGAUAGAAAUGGCGCCCAAAGGAAGAAAAAAGAGGAUUGGACAGAACAGUGUGGUGGGGGUUUGGGACUUGGGAGAAUAGACAAUGCACUAGCACGAGACCGCAUGAAAGAGUUUGGGUUUGAUAAGCGUGUUAUCAAUGAGAGUAUCAAGCAAGUGCUAAAGGUGUAUGGUGAGGACCAAUGGUUUCUGAUUGAAGAUGCUAACUAUGAUGCCCUCCUUAACAUUUGCCUUGAAAAGAAAGAGGAACAAGACAACCAAUUGGCGGCCGAGGAACACAAAGAAACAGCUCAGGAAGAAGAAGAAGAAGAAAAGAAGGCUGAUGCGUUAUCGAUCACUAACGAACCAGUCAUGAACUCAUCACCACCAGCUUUUCAAUUCGUAGAAGCACCAGUAGAUUUUGCACACCAGUCUGUUGGAGGUGCCCAGAGUUCUCACUGUGGAUGGCUAAGCAGUGAAGAGGAGACAGAUCCGGAUGAGGAUGAAAAUAGUGAUGAGUUGAUUCAGCUAACUCCAGAACCUCUCUGUGAAGAACUUGAAGAGCUUCUUAGGGAAGUAUAUGGACAAAAGAAGAUGAAGUACAACUAAAGGAGUCAUAAGCUCCUGUAACUAAAAUUGAUAUAUAGUU